Centruroides sculpturatus (bark scorpion) is the source of this 2313-nucleotide messenger RNA. RefSeq names its product zinc finger protein 90-like. The transcript is spliced from 4 exons. The record is from RefSeq and is a predicted model, not a curated record. The coding region runs from base 206 to 1579 and encodes 457 amino acids. NCBI's taxonomy places the organism in Eukaryota, Metazoa, Arthropoda, Arachnida, Scorpiones, Buthidae.
UAAAAAAGACGAAAUAGAAGAAAAUUAUGAUGUAAAACGUGGUAUAAAAUCAGAAUGUAAAGUUGUUUUGAAAAAAUUGAAGAUCGAAGUAAAGACUGAAGAUUAUAAAGAAGUUGUCCGUCUUCCAGAUGAUAAUGAACAGCCUGUCAACAAUAAAUUCUUCACUGCAGAAAAAAACUUUAACAGGAAUGAAAUAAACAUCCAAAUGCCAACAAGAAAUGAUGUGUUCCUUUUAAAAGAAAACAUAGUUGAGGAGGAAAAGCAAAUUCAGGAAUACGAUAUUCAGCAAAAUUCACAAGAAGAAAAACAUUUUAAAUAUAAUAUUAAAAGAAAGAAAUACGUUCUUUACAGUGAAAAUUGCAAUAAAAUUCAUCAGAAAAUUAAAAGGAAAUACUUCAAGGUUAUGAUUGCAUCUCAUUCUAAACAAGAAUUUACGUGUGAUUUAUGUAAACAGACUUUUACAAAUAAGAGAAUAUUAGAAACACAUCUCUUCUGUCAUAUUGGAAAAAAACCAUUUCGCUGCACAACCUGCCAUAAGAAGUUUUCGUGGCGAUUUCUUUUGCAAAGACACAUGAAAAAACAUAAAACUAUAAAUCAAAACAAAAUCUCUUAUCGGAAUUUACAUAUGCGGCCAUCUGAAGAUCGAGUGAAGCCAUCUUCAACAAAGGGUAGAAAAGCUAAUAUUAAGCAGAAAAAUGAUAUUUGUAAUAAGCGCGUUCGAUAUGGUAAGGGCCAAUUAGAAAUACACAAGAGAACACACAGAACUCAUGCCUGCAAAAUAUGUGGUAAAGAAUUUAAGUGGAAAGCUGUGUUGUUGCAGCAUCAAGCAUCGCAUAGUGAAGACCGUCCUUUCAAAUGUGUUAUUUGCAAUAAGAGUUUUAAAUGGAAAGAGCAUUUAAAAAGGCAUCACGUAACUCAUAGUGAUGAACGUAACUAUGUUUGUCAGGUAUGUGACAAACGUUUUAAAACUAAAGGUACUUUGAUAGCUCAUAAAAUAGUUCAUAAUGAUAAAUUUAACUAUACUUGUCAUAUAUGUAACAAAAGUUUUAAACGAAGUGGUGAUUUAAAAGUACAUAUUUAUAUACACAGCGACGAAUACAAAUAUUCUUGUGACAUAUGUAACAAACAUUUUAAAACAAAACAGUAUUUGCCAAAGCAUAAACUUAUUCAUUGUAAAAAAUCUAAUAUCAAGGGGGAAAAUGAGUGUUGCGACAUUUGUGGUAAGCGCGUUCUAUAUGGUAAUGGCCGAUUAGAAAUACACAAGAGAACACACAAAACUCAUGCCUGCAAAAUAUGUGGUAAAGAAUUUAAGUGGAAAGCUGUGUUGUUGAAGCAUGAAGCAACACAUAGUGAAGACCGUCCUUUCAAAUGCGAUAUUUGCAAUAAGAGUUAUAAACGAAAAGAGCAUUUAAAAAGCCAUCACGUAACUCAUACUGAUGAACGUAACUAUGUUUGUCAGGUAUGUAACAAACGAUUUAAAACCAAAGGUACUUUGAUAGCUCAUAAAAUAGUUCAUAAUAAUCAAUUUAACCAUACUUCUAAAAUAUGUAAUAAAAAUUUUAAACGAAGUGAAGAUUGAAAACGGCAUAUUAAUAUACACAGCGAUGAAUACAAAUAUUCUUGUCACAUAUGUAACAAACGUUUUAAAACAAAGCAGUAUUUGGAUAUUUAUAAAAUUGUUCAUAACAAUCAACUUGAUUAUACUUGUCACGUAUGUAAUAAAAGUUUUAAACGCAGUUCUAGUUUAAAACAACAUAUUUUCAUGUACAGCAAUGAAUGCAAAUAUUCUUGUCAUAUGUGUAACAGAUAUUUUAAGACAAAACAUUUAUUGGAACAGCAUAACAUUAUUCAUAGCGAUACAAAAAAGUAUGUUUGCGACAUAUGUAAAAAAGAUUACACCAAUACAACUGCCUUAACCAGACAUUGUCUCACUAAACAUGAGAAUAUGUAUAUAUGCCAUAUUUGUAAGAAGCUAUGCAAGAGAGAAUCCCUGCUAAAAGAACAUUCGAAAAUUCACAUUGAAUAGUGAAAUGUUUGUAAUCAAGAAUUUAAAAGUAAACGCAACUUAAUCAAUCACCAGAAAAUUCAUUAAGUCGAAAAACCGUUUCGUUGUGAAAAAUUUAUUUGACGUUUUACCAAAAAACACGUAUUAAAAUAUUUUACGAAGCCACUCGCAACGAAGACAAUCUUCGUUAAGUUUGUGAAGUGUGUAACAAGAAAUUUUAUUAAUAUUUUAAAAGUCGUUCCAUAAACUUGUUCGUCAGAAUUAAGCGUAUUUUUGCAGAAAUUGUGAAAGCAGAUUUAAAAAAAAAA